This is a messenger RNA of Anguilla rostrata (American eel), 6146 nucleotides long. Its product is annotated as inositol hexakisphosphate and diphosphoinositol-pentakisphosphate kinase 2-like. The transcript is spliced from 32 exons. The record is from RefSeq and is a predicted model, not a curated record. Gene Ontology annotation, molecular function: diphosphoinositol pentakisphosphate kinase activity; 5-diphosphoinositol pentakisphosphate 1-kinase activity; inositol hexakisphosphate kinase activity. Gene Ontology annotation, biological process: inositol metabolic process; inositol phosphate biosynthetic process. Gene Ontology annotation, cellular component: cytosol. NCBI's taxonomy places the organism in Eukaryota, Metazoa, Chordata, Actinopteri, Anguilliformes, Anguillidae.
UGCAAAGGGGUUGGCUGUAUUUGGAGCUCGAGCUGUCAGAGAGGAGGGCAUGAUCAUGCAUCAAUAAACAGUCAGUUUUGAUGGUAUGACUGUUGGGCCAGAAAACGAGCAGGACUUUCAUCCAGAGGGAAGAGCCCCCCAUUGUGUCUGUCCCCACUGUGUCUGGGCCUGGUUUCCUUGUGAUGGCAUGGUGGCUCACUGAAGGUUGCCGUGCUGGGAAAUAAUGUCAAACCCCAGCGGCCCCAACCAGAACAAUGCUCCUGUGUUCUUUUUUGGUGGUGAGGAUGAUGAAGAGGAUGCAGAAGGGGGCAGCUUGAGGACAGACAUGCAGAUGGACCCUGAUUUGCCCCCGGAGCGGCAGAUCGUAGUGGGAAUCUGCUGCAUGAUGAAGAAGUCCAACUCCAAGCCCAUGACGCAGAUCCUGGAGAGGCUGUGCAGGUUUGAGUACAUCACUGUCUCCAUCUUCCCCGAGGACGUCAUUCUCAAUGAUGCCGUGGAAAAAUGGCCACUCUGCGACUGUCUCAUAUGCUUCCACUCCAAAGGAUUCCCACUAGACAAGGCAGUGAGUUACGCAAAACUCAGAAACCCCUUACUCCUCAAUGAUCUGAACAUGCAGUACUUCAUACAGGACAGGAGGGAGGUGUAUCGCAUCCUACAGGAGGAGGGGAUUGAUCUGCCUCGCUAUGCUGUUUUAAACCGGGACCCAGACACCCCCGAAGCGGGUAACCUGGUUGAAGGGGAGGACCAUGUGGAGGUGAACGGUGACAUUUUCCAGAAGCCGUUUGUGGAGAAGCCAGUCUGUGCAGAGGACCACAAUGUGUACAUCUAUUACCCCUCUUCAGCAGGAGGGGGCAGCCAGCGUCUCUUCCGAAAGAUUGGCAGUAGGAGCAGUGUAUAUUCCUCUGAAAGCAGAGUGAGAAAGACAGGCUCCUACAUCUAUGAGGAGUUCAUGCCUACAGAUGGCACAGAUGUGAAGGUAUACACUGUAGGACCAGACUAUGCCCAUGCAGAGGCUCGUAAGUCUCCAGCGCUGGAUGGGAAGGUGGAGCGGGACAGCGAGGGGAAAGAGAUCCGCUACCCUGUGAUGCUCUCGGCCAUGGAGAAACUGGUGGCUCGCAAAGUGUGCCUGGCCUUCAAGCAAACAGUGUGCGGCUUUGACCUUCUUCGAGCAAAUGGCCACUCCUUUGUCUGUGAUGUGAAUGGAUUUAGCUUUGUGAAGAACUCCAUGAAGUACUACGACGAUUGUGCCAAAAUCCUGGGAAACAUGGUGAUGCGGGAGCUGGCCCCUCAGUUCCAGAUCCCCUGGUCCAUCCCCAUAGAGGCAGAGGACAUCCCCAUUGUCCCCACCACCUCUGGGACCAUGAUGGAGCUGCGCUGUGUCAUUGCAAUAAUCCGACAUGGAGACCGUACCCCAAAGCAGAAGAUGAAGAUGGAGGUCAGGAACUCGAUGUUCUUUGAUCUGUUUGGGAAAUACGGAGGCUACAAGACUGGGAAACUCAAGCUGAAAAAACCAAAGCAGUUACAGGAGGUUUUGGACAUUGCUCGGCGGCUGCUGGCAGACGUAGGGCAGCAUAGCGACUGCGAGAUCGAAGAGAAGAAGUCCAAACUGGGACAAUUGAAGACCGUUCUGGAGAUGGAGUCAAGCAUGAAUGACUAUCAGUAUGGCCAUUUCUCUGGAAUAAACAGGAAGGUUCAGCUCACCUACCUGCCACAUGGACGGCCAAAAACUUCUAGCGAGGAGGAAGACUCACAGAAAGAGGGCCCAUCGCUGCUGCUGGUGCUGAAAUGGGGAGGGGAACUGACCCCCACAGGCAGAGUCCAAGCCGAGGAGUUGGGCAGGGCCUUCCGCUGUAUGUACCCUGGAGGACAAGCUGGUAGUCACAGGUCCCUGGGCUGUGAGUCCCCCGUAGACUGUGGCGACUAUGCUGGGUUCCCGGGCUGCGGUCUGCUCCGCCUCACGCAGUAGCACGACCAAGAUCUACGCCACAGGGCGUCACCCUCGCACCGUUUGCAUAUGACCGCACCUGCUUAUGCACAGGGGCUGCUGGCUCUAGAGGGGGAGCUGACUCCCAUCCUGGUUCAGAUGGUUAAGAGUGCCAACAUGAAUGGGCUGUUGGACAGCGACAGCGACUCUCUGACUGGCUGCCAGCAGCGCGUUAAAGCCCGGCUGCAUGACAUCAUGCAGAAGAACCAGGACUUCACCGAGGACGACUACAGCAAGCUUGCUCCCACAGGCAGUCUGUCCCUGGUGAAUUCCAUGAGGACAAUUGAGAACCCUGUAAGGACAUGUGACCAGGUGUACAGCCUCAUUCAGAGCCUCACCUCCCAGAUCCGCAGGAAGCUGGAGGACCCCAAGUCCACUGAUCUGCAGCUGUACCAUAGUGAGACCCUGGAGCUCAUGUUGCAGCGCUGGUCCAAACUGGAGCGGGAUUUCCGCACGAAGAAUGGUCGCUAUGAUAUCAGCAAGAUCCCCGACAUCUACGACUGCAUCAAGUAUGACGUACAGCACAACGGGUCCCUGGGGCUUGAGCACAUGCUGGAGCUCUUCAGACGGUCCCAUGCGCUGGCUGACAUCAUCAUCCCGCAGGAGUACGGCAUAAACAAAGAGGAGAAGCUGGAGAUCGCCUACGCAUACUGUCUCCCACUGGUGAAAAAGAUACAGCUGGACCUUCAGAGGACACACGAGGAUGAGUCUGUCAACAAGCUCCACCCAGUGUACUCCCGUGGAGUGAUGUCCCCCGGACGUCACGUACGAACGCGGCUGUACUUCACCAGCGAGAGUCACGUCCACUCCCUGCUCAGCAUCUUCCGCUACGGGGGUCUGCUCAAUGAGGAGAAAGAUGAGCAGUGGAAGCGUGCAAUGGAUUAUCUGAACGCCGUUUCUGAGCUGAACUACAUGACCCAGAUUGUCAUCAUGCUGUACGAGGAUAAUAAGAAGGACCCCUCUUCAGAGGAACGCUUCCAUGUGGAGCUGCAUUUCAGUCCAGGAGUGAGGGGGUGUGAGGACCAGGAAAAUCACCCCCUGGGUUUUGGGUUCCGCCCAGCUUCCGCAGAGGGUGAUCUCUGUUUGGGUCAGCAGAGAAAGCAGAAUGCGAGCAGCCUUGAGGACCUAUCGCCAGAAGAGCCUGACCAGGCCUCGCCUUUCUCUGAGCCUAUCAGCAUUCAGCAGAGAUCACUCAUUCGCAGUCAGAAAGCCAGCGACAUGGAGACGCUCUGUGACACGCCCCGCGGGGCCGGACACCGCCUGUUCCCCUCCUGCUCGCGCCAGUCUCCGGAGGCCCGGCAGAACGCAGCAGAGUUGUUCUCUAUGCCACCAGUUAAGAGAUUUUCUGUGUCAUAUGCAAAUCAUCCAACUAAUGGGUUUGAGGGCUGCUCUCUGGUGCCCUCUAUCUACCCCCUGGAGACUCUGCACAACUCGCUCUCUCUCAAGCAGGUGGAUGAGUUCCUGAGCGCCGUGUGCGAAAAUGACGGAGACUCCAGAGCUAACAUCGCUCUCUCUGCCAUAUUCGACUCUCAGACUCAGCCUCCUGUGGACGCCUAUAUCCCCCAGCGCGUCCUGUCCUGCCCUCCAUUGUACAUCCCCGCCCGGGUGGCUCAUGCAGCUACAGCAGCAGUUCCUCCUCCCCCAUGACCACAGACGCACCAUUCUGCUGCUCCAGCAUAGCGUAGAGAUGCGGUCAGGGCAUUAGGGGAGUGGCCAGACUGUCAGCUCCUCCUACAUGUCCAUCAACGAGACCUUCACACCAGCGUGACCAGCAUUCAGCCAAUCGACAGCCUGCGAAAGCCAUGUGAUUAGCCAAUGAGCUGUACGAGUACGGCAGCCAAAUGAAGUUUCUAAUAGCUCCUUCCGCCUGCAAGUACCACACCACUUUUCUAGAUCUCCAUGAGGCUAAGCCACACCCCUCCACCCCCUUUGCAGGCCAAGACGUGCCCCUCCAGAUCAAAAAGAAGGUCUUUGAUUUAGGCUCCAACACCCAGAAGUCCGCAUGACCUCACAAAACACAGUGGGACUGUGAAUGAGAACUAGGGAGAUAGAGAGUCACUCCCUGAACAGUGGAGUAGCUGAAGCUCUAUUCUGUCAUUUUCACAGUAAAGCUGGAGCCUGCCUGCUUCUGAGCUGGUGACUGAAUCUAAAGUCUCUCAGGAAAACUGCUGUUAUGCUAUUCUGUACUGCUCUCAUCAAUAUACUGCCUGCUCUCUCAAUUCACAGAACGUCUGAGCAUGAGCCUGUAGUGUGUGUGCGUGUGUGUGAGCGCGUGUGUGUGUGUAUGUGUGUGUGAGUGAAUGUCCACAUGCUCCUUAUAUGCAACCUGACAGAACUGGGUCAUAGAGGAGACAGCUCAGUUUGGCACCUGGUCUAGGUUUGUUUUUUUUCAGCACUGGGCCUAAUGCUGGGUCAGUGUUUAUAAAUGUCAGCUUCCCCUGGCAAUGCUCUGAGCCAUCAGCAAUAGAAGCACAGCAGUGCCGCAGUAAGAGACAGUUACUCAGGUGUUACUCCUACUCUGUGUAAUUACUCAGGUGUUACUGCCACUGUUACUAUGGUUACCUUCUGUAGUCACCUCAUCUACUGUACUUUCCUUCUACUACAUUCUAUGCCAAAUGCCUGAAUUCACAGCAAACUACUUUCAUGCAAAAGCCCAUUAUACCUGUGCCUGAUGAAUCCCAUAAAUCUGAGCUGUGUUUAUCAGCUUAAACAUUUAUUAAAUAAUUUAGUUUUACCUGUGUUUUGAACAUCAUACUAAAUGUUACAUACCAAAUAUUUGAAGCUUAUAAUAUUAGGGGUUGUUACAGCUAAUCCCUUGAUCAAUGAAGGUUGCUGAAAAUGUGUUUUGAACUCUUGCACAAGUUAUUAAUGCAAUGCAGUUUGGCUUGUUACCAUUAGUUUUUCUUUGAACUCACCAGUUAGUCUAUCAUUUAAUCAGCAUUUUAAAAUGCAACCUCUAAAGUAAUACUUAGCCAUAUAGCACAUUGUGUGAAAUGAACAUUAGUUGACCAUACUGUUAAAGUCCUGGAGAUGGGACCAUUCAUAUAUGGGGUAACUCAUACCUCAACAGACAUUUAAAAAGGUCCAGUUGAGAACAAUUAGCAGCUUUUUUAAAAUUCAGGGGUUGCUAUUGUGGUUGGAACAGAGCCCAGUGUACAGAAGGGGAGAGGACCAAGUCUGAGAGACCAUGGUUUAGAUUUAAGAAACAAAACGUCACCAGACUCAGUUGUAAUUUAGGUUUUUACUCUGUUUUGGGCACAUAAUUUGGGUCACUGUGGCUGGUAUAAUCUUUACUGCAUGUUUAUGAUACAUUAUUGUUUUACAAAAUUACUUUAUAUAGUGUUUGUUUAAAAGUGUUGAUAUUUCGCUUACAUGAGAAAACAUUUUAUGUUAUUUAAUUUGGAAAUCAAAACUGCUCAGAAGCACCCACUGCAAAUUGACAUUGUUAGUGUGUUAUUGUGACACAUAUACUGUGUGAGAAUUUUAAUGGUUGUUUUGCCUGAUAAAAAUGACUGUAUGGAUGUUGAAUAUGAAUGUUUGUCUUCAGUGUUUUCAGGGGAAUCUGACACUGCUAAUUAGUUUUUAAAAAUUCCAUAUUUCUUCUUUCCUUGGACAUCAUCCUUUUUGCUUGUGAGUCAUCUACCUAUGUGUAAUAAUUUGUUGCACGGUUAGAAAGCAUUUUAACAGAUAAUCUAGUGCUAUUAAAUAAUGCAGAAAGACUGGUUGUUGGCAUACCACUUAUGCCAGGAAGUAACUAAAUCAUAUUUAAUUGCAAAUACCCAUGUUAUAAUCUCACAUAAAUAAAAACAAGCCUGAACAAUAAAAUAUACACAAGUAUAUUUUAAUCAGUGAUAAGCAGUAAUGAAAAAUAUUUUUUAUUUCUUUGUCAACCAACCAACCAAAGCCAUUUGGUUUCCCUGGCUUUGUGAGUAUGGCCAUUUGAGUUAUGUUCAAGGACUGUGUGUGUGUGUGUGUGUGUGUGUGUGUGUGUGGGUGGAAUGGAAAUUGCUGCAUCAUUACAGUGUUGCAUUUUUCCUUCUAUUUCAUUAUGCUAAAUAUAAUCAUGUUGAAUAUCACUUUUACUGUUUAAUUAGUCAGGCUGUUUGCCUGUGGAUGAUUUUUAAAGGUCAUGGUUUGUGAUUAAAAUGAGAAUGAAAGUGCA